Messenger RNA from Daldinia vernicosa, 2593 nucleotides. RefSeq lists its product as uncharacterized. NCBI's taxonomy places the organism in Eukaryota, Fungi, Ascomycota, Sordariomycetes, Xylariales, Hypoxylaceae. The transcript has 2 exons. Bases 531 to 1898 code for a protein of 455 amino acids. The record is from RefSeq and is a predicted model, not a curated record.
CCUUUUUUAAGUAGCCCUGACAGAACAACAUUGGGGAGGCCCGCGAUCUGGCCCACGGCAUAAUAGUACACAUAAACAUGGAGAUGUGAUGUGUGUUUGAAUGCUGCUCCUCCGUCUUUAAGUCAGCCUAAGAAUUCCAUUAGUUUUAAGUUGCUACUUUCGUAUGUGAAGAAUACACCCGAAAUUCAAGUUGAGCGCAUAGCCCUUUUCAAAGAUUGAAGAGCUUUCAACCAUAUUCCUUUAUACAUUUACUACCCUUUUUUUGUUGUAUAGAACCUACUAUCUAUAUUGACGUCGAUUUUGCGCCCUUGUCCUCUGGAUGACAUACAUAUCCUCGGCACCACCGCGUCCAAGCUCGAAUUAAUUACCUACCCUUCCACGCCACACACCCAACAUCAAACCAGACAAAACGCUAGAAAUCAUAAGCCGCUUAUCUACCCCUCGAUAUCUUUCUCGCUACAGGUAGCCAUCCGUUGACAGGCGACGUGACAUCCCUACGUGAAUAAGAAUAAAAAACGGGGAAAUGAGAAAUGCCCAGUCGAUUGCAAACCCCUCGAAUACGUCCUGUUCCUAAUCGAGAGCCGUUCACUCCCACUCGACAAAGCAUUAAACAAGAAUCUACAUAUACAGACGAUAGUGUAAUAAAUGCCAAUUUAAAAUCGAAACCGGCGCAUACUUCCAACAACGCGAACACCAUGAGCACCCACAGUCCAGCCCCGGAGGCAAAACACAACUCCUAUGCCAACUCCGGUUUCUCACCCAAUGGCAAGAGCAAGAGCAAGAGCGCAAUACCAUCCACUAUUCGUACCGUCCCUAGCUUUGAAGCACCUUCAGAUAUCUCGUCAGAAUCACCGUCCGCGCGAAACAGCGGGUUUUCAAGUUCCAUUAAUAGCAAUGUUAGCGGCACAUCAUACAACUCUCAACAAGCACAGAGCAGCUCGACGGUCAGGUUAAAACCGCAAUCGCCUGUCUUAGAACCGCCAUUACCGAUAUCGCGAAGUGAAGACCCAUAUACGUCCGCAAGUGAUGCGAAUCCUGGAGAAGAGACGGCGGAGGAGCCAACCUCGUCUUUACAGGUUCCGGGGACACCCAUGCCCGAAGACCGUACAGGCGGAGCGCCGGAAAGUUCACCACAAUGGGACGGCGCCGUCGGUAAGGCCGGUUUAGGAAAGACGGGCAGAGUAAUUAAUAAAUUGGUGUCGGAAAACGAGUCCUUGAAACGGGAUAUCCAGAUUGAGCGCUUCAGGGCCGAUGAAGCAAAACAAGCGGCUAAACUAAUAGAAGACAAGAUGGAGCAUAUGGUCGCAGAUUAUGAAAGCCGCCUAUUAGAAGCCACAAUAACCAAGACGUUACUGAGUCGCAAAGAACGUCAAGUUGAGCACUUACAGUCUACGGUCGACCUCGAGAAGAAGCGCACAGCGGAUGCUCAAGAACGUGAACGAACAUGGCGCGAAGAGAUGGAGAAGAGUCGCCGAGACACCAAGGUCCAGGUCGAAGAGGCUAAUAUGCAUGCCGCAUUAAUGGAGGGUCGAUACAAUGCUAUAUCGUCGCAUUGGAAGGAUCAGGGCGACGAAGUUAAGCGUGUUAUGGUGGGUCUUGAGGGCAGAAUCAAAACAUUGGUUGAGGAACGUAGGAUGGACGAUGAAAAAAUCAGCGUUCUCCGCGAUUUGUGUGACCAGCAAGACGGAAAUAUUCGAGACCUGCAACGGCAAAAGGAUGAAAUUGCCCGGCAAUUUGAGGCCUAUAAGCGCGAACAGGAGCAAGCGCUAAAGGAUAUCAAGAAAAUCGCCCGUGAGAGAGAAGAAGAGCAGGUGAGGGCUCUCGAAGAGGCGAAGCGCGUACUCGGCCAGCUGAAAUGGGCGCUUAACGUGAAGAAAAACGUGAAGGGCGCUGAGUAAUGAUAUACUCCUAGUUUUACCGUGCAGUCCUCUCGUCGGCAAAGCGCCCCCUGAACACUCAGAAACCCGUGCUGGUUUGCUCCCCUUCGACAAAAAUAUUCCCCUAUCAUGUACUAAAAUGGCGGCUUUGAUAUUGUAGUACAAUAAUUUUUUUUCCUUUCCCCUAUUUCAAUCUGGCCCAUCGCGACUCCGCACUCCCAAGCGUGUCGCUAGUACCAAGACGAUACCACUCGAACUAUAAUAACGACCUUCUCGCCCUUCGCGAUACCCUACGGCGAUUCUCUUUCGGAUUUUAUACUACAACCUCGAUAGUUAACUAAAUUGAGCGACCAAGGCCAGGUCAGGAAAUGGUACUCGAAGAGAGUUCUGGUCUGGAUAUGUUACGAUACAUAGGAUUGGCGUUUGAGGCAAAGGAUAUUCUGUGACUGCGGUCUAAAUCAGAGUGAGACCCGGCAGUCCAUGGCAUUUUCAUUUCAUCACAAGGCCCCCAAGUUUAAGAGGGCAAAAGGAGACCCUCGGCUGGUAUGACAAAAGGCGUAUGAACAUUUACAUUCAUGACCCUCCCUUCUAUUGUCCACUUACGUUGUAUAUACCCAGUUUGCCAGUUUAUAGUUAUAGAAAUAAGUCAUUUGCGAUGAACAGAUUUACGAGCACUUGAUAUGCUCCACUCGGCUCGAAUUUGUAUGAUCACUAAG